AUGGCAAAGACAAAGAAGCACUUCAAUGCUUACAACUUCUUCAUUAGCUUUCUGGUAUCGUGUGGACAGCUGGCAUUUGGAUAUCCUGCCUCUAUCAUUGGCGUCACACUAGCACAACCGCCGUUUCUUGUCUAUAUGGGACUUCUUGAUCCUACCACGGCCACAUUAACUCCUCAUGCAGAUCAGCUCAUUGGUGCUACUUCAGGCGUCUUCCAGGCCGGAGCAUUUAUCAACGUCUUCAUUGCAGGAUGGAUUUCAGAUAAAUGGGGUAGGAAGGCUGGUUUCUACUGGUGUUCGUUGCUAUCUUUGGUAGGUGGAGCGAUGCUGUGUGGCAGCGUGAACAUCACCAUGUUCAUCGUUGCUCGCUUCAUCGCAGGGGCUGGCAGCUGGGGUUUCUUGUCAGUGACUCCAGCAUAUUCCGCUGAACUCGCUCCACCUGAUCUACGUGGACUCAUGGUCGGGCUGAACGGCAUCAACAUUGCUCUGGGUUACGGUCUCGCUUCCUAUAUGGGUCUCGCCUUCUUCUACAGUGAUGACCCCGUAGCACAAUGGCGAGCGCCCCUAGGUAUUGCAUUAGUGUUUCCUGUCCUGAUGAUCCUGAUUUGCUUCGUCGUACCAGAGUCACCAAGGUACCUAUUGAUGAAGGGGAGAGUAGAGGAAGCCAGAACCAUCACUAUGAGGCUACAUACGAUGAAGGGUGAUCCUGAUCAGGAGUUUGCGAGAGAAGAGUUCUACCAAAUGUCCAAGCAAGCUGAGGUGGACCGCAAACUAGACCCAGGCUGGAUCGAGCUCUUUCGACGACCAUCUUAUCGCAAACGAUGCGUUCUGGCGAUGUCGUUCGCUUUUAUUGGACAAUCGACAGGUGUUCUCGUUUUAAACAAUUAUGGACCAACCAUCUAUGCUGCCCUUGGGUACGAUACCGAAUACCAGCUCAUCUUCCAAUGUGGCUGGAUCAGCGUUGGCAUAAUCUUCAACGCAGUCGGUGCUCUUAUCAUGGAUUGGACAGGCCGCAGACCCCUUCUCUUGCUUGGUGUCGGUGGCUGUUGUGUAUCUCUCAUCCUGGAAGCUGCAAUGGUCGCUACAUACGCAGAGACGAACAGCGGUAACUCGGCCGGUCUGCAGAUGGGUGUAGCAGCCGCUUACUUGUUCCUCGCUUUCUACAGCGUCGGUGUAGAUGUUGCAGGUGUUGUGUUCUACUCAGAGCUAUUUCCCAACCACAUCCGCGCUAAGGGUAUCGCCCUCAGUAUUGCUACGAUUGCUUUGACAGAUCUCGUCUAUCUCCAAGCGACUGCGACUGCUUUUGCUAACAUUGGCUGGAAGUUUUACCUACUUUUCAUCAUCAUUUCUGGGCUUGGCACGAUUGCUGUUUACUUUUUCAUACCUGAGACUAAAGGCAUUCCAUUGGAAGAGAUGGCAGCCGUGUUUGGAGACACGGAAGACAUUGCUGUGUACUCAGCUGAUAUUCACCUCGAUCACAAUACUCAUGAGCUAUAUGUGGAUGAGCAUGGGCAGCAGCAAACACGGAGAAUAGCCACAGGAGAAGAGGGUGCAAAUACGUAUGAAAGUACCGAAAAGAAAGAGGCAGCACACGUCGACAAGGUCUAG
Messenger RNA from Lithohypha guttulata, 1605 nucleotides. RefSeq lists its product as uncharacterized. The transcript has 5 exons. Gene Ontology annotation, biological process: carbohydrate transport; transmembrane transport. Gene Ontology annotation, molecular function: carbohydrate:proton symporter activity. The coding region runs from base 1 to 1605 and encodes 534 amino acids. NCBI's taxonomy places the organism in Eukaryota, Fungi, Ascomycota, Eurotiomycetes, Chaetothyriales, Trichomeriaceae. The record is from RefSeq and is a predicted model, not a curated record. Gene Ontology annotation, cellular component: membrane.